AUGGAGCGGCGGCGGUGGCUGCAGGCCGCGGUUCUAAUGUGCUUGCUGCUGCUUUGCUCCGGGAGAGAACUUAAGAACAAAAGACAAGCGCCAGCAUAUAAUUCCACUCUCGCCAAGACGCUUGCAGAGUAUACUUCAGCAGUUUAUACUAAUGACCUGUCACAGUUAUUCACCUGGACCUGUGAAAAAUGUGGUGACUUAACGGAGGGGUUCGAGGUGAUCGAGCUGAUUAUUGAUGUGAAAAAUUGCUUGGAGGCAUAUGUCGGUUUUGCAAGUGACAUGAAUGCUGUUGUAGUUGCAUUCAGAGGGACUCAGGAGAACAGCAUCCAGAAUUGGAUUGAGGACUUAUUUUGGAAACAACUUGAUUUUGACUAUCCAGGCAUGACUGAAGCAAAGGUGCACAGUGGGUUUUAUUCUGCAUAUCAUAAUACAACAUUGCGUGAUGGAGUCAUCAAUGGCAUCCAGAAGACCAGGGAAGCAUAUGGCAAUAUUCCCAUCAUGGUGACAGGACAUUCCAUGGGAGGGGCCAUGGCUUCGUUUUGUGCCCUUGAUCUAAUUGUUAACUAUGGGUUAAAGGACGUGACCCUGCUGACAUUUGGGCAACCUCGGAUUGGUAAUGCUGUGUUUGCUUCCCACUUUAAGAAAUACUUGCCAAACGCAAUUCGAGUUACCAACGCACAUGAUAUUGUGCCUCAUCUACCCCCGUACUACCAGUACUUCCCACAGAAAACCUACCAUCAUUUCCCACGAGAGGUAUGGGUUCAUAAUAUUGGACUCGAUAGCCUAGUAUACCCGAUCGAGCAAAUCUGUGACGAUUCUGGUGAAGACCCCACUUGCAGCAGGUCCGUGAGUGGAAAUAGCGUGCAAGACCAUAUCCACUAUCUUGGCAUUAGCAUGCAUUCUGAUUCGCGCGGAUCAUGCAGGAUCGUCACGGAUGACAAUAUGCUCAGGCACAAAGUUGACACUGUAGACGGUGCUAUUGUCUUCUCGAAGCAGCCUGGUUUAUCAGUUGAUCAGCUACUCAGUACACAGUAA
This is a messenger RNA of Triticum turgidum subsp. durum (durum wheat), 1035 nucleotides long. NCBI's taxonomy places the organism in Eukaryota, Viridiplantae, Streptophyta, Magnoliopsida, Poales, Poaceae. The record is from the annotation of a GenBank genome assembly.